GCUUUGAAAUUUGUGGAAGAAAACCAAAACCAAAACCAAAACCUAAUCCCCAAAUCGGAGACGAAGAUAAUUAAAUGGAGACGCCUCGUUUCCUCAAUCUUCUUCUCCUUCUCUGCUUCGCCGUUUCCGAAUUAACCGCCACCGCAGCGUCGGCGCGGCGGCCUGGAUUUCUCUUCUCGAGAGCCAGAGGACGAUGCACUUCACAGUUCUGGAGCAGCAGGAGAGAGGCUUGGCCGCGGAUGGCGCCGGAAACGGCGACGGUGGCGAAGGUUUUCGGAUCGAGAGCUCGCGAACGGUACGGCUCCGAGAUGACGCUAAUGGAGGCGGCGGCGACGGCGAGGGAUGAGGCGUUCGGAAGGCUGGUGAAGGAGGCAACUGCAGCAUUGUUGAAUUCGUAUGGGAGAAGGGAGUUUCCAUUGUCGGCUUGGGAGGUGAAGACAUUGUUGAUCAAAGCUUUGGUCUCGGAGGAGGCUGCGGCUCUUCAGUCUCAGCGUUUUGCUGUGGCCAAUGACAUCUGUAAUUGAACUUCGCUUUUUUUGUUUUUUAUUUUAUUUUUCUAACUAGGAGUCAUAAUUUCACCCGGACUCAAAAGAUAUAAAGAAUUUUUUGUAUGAACUUGAGACUUCUAAGUCAAUACGACGGAGAGAUCUCGAACUCUUGUUAA
Messenger RNA from Momordica charantia (bitter melon), 664 nucleotides. Its product is annotated as pollen Ole e I family allergen protein. Lineage: Eukaryota; Viridiplantae; Streptophyta; Magnoliopsida; Cucurbitales; Cucurbitaceae. The record is from RefSeq and is a predicted model, not a curated record.